AUGUCUACAAAUUAUUCAAUGAAGAUCGCCCUGCUCGUGUUAGUCUUGCACAUCUUGCUGCAGUUUGCUGUUGGAGCAUUGUCUGUAGAUACAUCUGAGGAUGUUGCAUUCCAAUUUCCAAGAUCGGGAUCGUUCAGAUUUUCUCAAGUUUCAUCAAAUAAGAUUGUUGGUGGUAAUGAUGAAGGUUUUGCUGGUUCUAACUUUGGAUUGAACCAACGCCAUGAAAUGGAAUGGAGAGGAAUCUUCCAACUAUUCAAUGACAAGAGUGCUCUUGUUGAUUCGGUAAAGAUAUUUGCUCAGAGUUUGGAAUCACCACUUUCAAUCUUAUUGGAAAGUGAGAAAACAUUCAUGAUAAUUCCACAUAAUAAGAGCUGUAUUCAGUUGGAGUAUGGGGCUAUUGGAAUGGGUGAUAGAUUUGUUAGUGGAAUUCAAAAAACUUUGGCAGUUCUGUAUUCCAAACUGAUUGUACCUGCUGUUAAAUUGGAAAAUUGGAAGGAGAGUUUUGACAUGCAAUUGUCUGGAUUGGCAGGUUGUAACUCAGGAGAUAGAGUGUUUGUGAAUUUGUUAAAUCAAGAAUAUUCGAAUGAAGCAUUAAUUGCUUGUGUGAAUGAAAAGAAAACACCGUACAGAAUUAGAUCUAGUAAUGUCAUGAUUGAAAUUAGUUCUGUCAACGAUCAAGACUCUAAAUUAUUUGAAAAGGUCAAGAUACUUUCUCAAACUUGUGUCAAGCAUACUGUUACUCCUCAAAAGCAAUAUCAAAAAGAUGUACCAACAGCAAAUAAGAAGUUAGUUUGGUUUAAGGAAGAGUCGAAUAAUUCUCUUCUCAAAGAACUAUACAAGCUUAAUUUGAAAAAUAAUGGAACCAAGAAAAUUUGUGUAUUCCUUCAUGGAGCUGGUGUGAAAAAUGAGGGUGUUCCUCUCAAUGAUUGGCCACACUAUUGGGGUCAAGUAAAUUCAUACACUGAAGACUUGUGUUCAGAGAGAUGGUUCAUUCGUAGAAAUACCAAAGAGAAUGGAUGGACUUCAGAGCAUUUACAAACAUCUUAUUGUGAAUUGGCCCUUAUUGGAAACAAGAAUAAGACCAACUCAAAGGUGAUUAGCAACACAAUAGUGUUCACGCACUCCAUGGCAAAUAUGAUUUUCCCAACAGCUAUGUAUAAGGGGUAUUGCAGCUUAGAUCUGACCACCUCGACAUGGGUAAGCUUAUCAGCUCCAUUUAAUGGAAGUCCAGCAGCAGUCUAUCUCAAAACACUCUGCUAUCAAUAUGUCCACAAAACAGCUCCUCAUGAGCUUCAGAAAAUUAUAGAUUUUGUUGCAGAAGUUACAGGAAAUUGUGAUGGUGAUAAUCCAGACCUCGCUGAUGCAACUUUACUUCCAAAUUAUUGUGAUCCAAAUACUACCAAUUAUCAUGGUAAGAAGCCUAUGUGUUUGGGUGAUCCUAUAUUCUCAUAUUCUGAACCAAAGAUUAGUGCCAGAUUGUGUGGUAGUUCACCUUUUGGUUUGGUGAGUUAUUAUGGUGUAGCUCUGGAAAUUUUUUCUCAAAUGGUUCAAUACGGAGAGCCAAACGAUGGGCUUGUUCCUGUUUCUAGCUGUUUCAUGACUACUCCUGCAUCGAGUUUUGUUGGUAAUUAUACAAGUUCGCUCUAUAAUGCAGCAAUUAAUCACUCUGAUGCUACUUGUAGAAAUGGAGAUUCCACCUUUUCAGAAGCAAACAAAAUGCCUUGUGCAUUCUUUGGAAUUUACAGAAGCCCAGUUCAAAGAAAGUAAAUUGCAAUAUCAGUCAACCUCUCAUGCUUUGUCAAGUUAAUAAGGUUCUGUUUGAAAGUUAUACAAUAAUAACUCUCCUUUGAUUUGCGCCAAUAGUAAACUGAAUAGUAAGAAGUUCC
Messenger RNA from Naegleria gruberi, 1886 nucleotides. RefSeq lists its product as uncharacterized. The coding region runs from base 1 to 1767 and encodes 588 amino acids. Lineage: Eukaryota; Heterolobosea; Eutetramitea; Acrasida; Naegleriidae. The transcript is spliced from 2 exons. The record is from RefSeq and is a predicted model, not a curated record.